AUGGCGUCGGUCGCCUCAUCCACACCCUCUGUGCAAGAAGCGACCCUUCCCAAGCAUCCCGCCUCGUCUCAACCGACCUACAACUUCAGCUUCACGCCCUUCCUCCGCAGCAAUGGCCUUGCUGCGCUUGCUUCCACCAUCCCAGUCUGUCCCGAUUUCGCCAGUACAGGCCACUGUCCGCGCGGGCGUCGCUGUCCCGACCGCCAUCCCACACCCACCCAACCGCAGGCACCGCACUCCCAGCAACAUCACUACGGUCGCCACGCCAAUGACAACUAUGUCUGCAAACACUGGCUCAAGGGCCUCUGCAAGAAGGGGGACGCCUGCGAUUACCUGCACGAAUAUAACCUCCGGAAGAUGAGCGAGUGCCAGUUCUACAACCAAAACGGAUACUGCCAAAACGGCGACGAGUGUCUCUACGUCCACGUCAAAGAGGGCUCGAAGCUGCCCAUGUGUGAAGACUAUAACAAAGGCUUCUGCGAGAAGGGACCUAGAUGUCCCAAUCGACACGUGAGGAGGAAGUUGUGCGAAUUCUAUCUGGCGGGAUUCUGUCCGGACGGGAAAGAGUGUAAACAUGGGGUCCAUCUCAAAAGCGGCCCGGCAGCGGCGGCGGCGGCUGCCGCAGAGAAAGACGCGGAUGCGCAGAGAAGAGACAGAGUCGCAGACUUGGAAAAGAGGGAGGAAGAAUCGCGCAAAGACUACGGUUGGAAGGGUGGCAGAGGUGGGAAAGCAGGGAGAUGGAGAAGCAAACGGGACAGGAGAUGA
Fonsecaea multimorphosa CBS 102226 is the source of this 765-nucleotide messenger RNA. RefSeq lists its product as uncharacterized. The coding region runs from base 1 to 765 and encodes 254 amino acids. The record is from RefSeq and is a predicted model, not a curated record. The transcript has a single exon. Lineage: Eukaryota; Fungi; Ascomycota; Eurotiomycetes; Chaetothyriales; Herpotrichiellaceae. Gene Ontology annotation, molecular function: metal ion binding; RNA binding.